AGUUAACCGCGCGACCUAUUCUAAUUCUAAUUCUAAAUACAUACUGACGAUCGAGCUGAUCGAGUAAUAUCCAUCCCAAGCAACGUUGUUACGCCGAAAAAGAUAAACUUGAAACGAGAAAGAGUCGUGGCGGAAGGCUGAACUGCGAAUUGAACAGGCCGUUACGUUGUAAUUAAGGUAAUUAAGACGCGCGGUGUACCCCUGAGCCGGGCCAUAUCUCUGCUGCCAGGAGGUUGAGAAGAGAUUGACUAUGAACAGUAACCAGGUUGGGUUGGACAGCCCGGGGAGGGUCAGAUACUUUCUGGCAUAUUUUGAUUUGUGUCGAGGUUGGUUGGAAUCACUGCAAAUUGGAACAAAGUAGUACUAAUUGAAAAUGUUUCGUAAAGAAAUAAUUUAUGACUUGCAUGAUGAUAGAUUUGAUGGGUCUCUCAAUGUGCAUCAAAUCUUUACAAAGGUGUUCUUUGAUAAUAGUGAAAGCAAAAGAAAGUGUAAUGUGACCGGAAAUAUCAAAUUUGAACGUGAUGAUGAAAAAGGAAACAUUGGGCAUGGGAAGUCUUACUGCUCAAAGGAAGCAAUCUCUCGAAGAAAAGUGCAUGAAAGGAAAGAGCUUUCUAACACCAGGCCUCAUUUAAGAAGUUCAUUAAACUCAUUGGGUUCCUUGGAUGCUGCUGUAGAAGUAACUUCUGAGAUUGUGACUCGUCAUGUAGUUGAAUCAUAUAACAAAGAGGUUAUUUGUGGUUGCUAUCUGCAGAAGUUGCAAAAUCAGCUGAAUAGAGAAAAUGAAAUCGCCGGAAAGGAUGCUUUAAUAUUGAAACCCUCUAAGUUCAAUGAAAAAGAUGUUGUUAGUAAAGACAUUGUCUCAUCUGUUUCUUUGAAGAAUCGUGCAACUGAGUCUCAUCAGGCCAACACUAUUCAUCUAGCCCAGUCGAAAGAUAAGGAUUCUUCCUUCACAGAACUGGAUGAAUCUGAAUUCUCAAGAAGUAAAGAAUCUCCAAAUGUGAAUAUUGAGUUUAGUGAAUCUUCUCUUAUUGCAGUUAGUGUUGUGUUAAAUGAAGAUCAAUCUAUACAUAAAAAAUGGUCUGAUCAACGUGUGGUACAUCAUGAUCCUAAAAAAAGGUCGCUGUCUUCAUUGGACAAUGACAAUCGGCAUUCUCCCAAACAUAGGAGACUAUUGAAGAAUGACAAAGACAAUUGCUUGCUUGAAGUUCCAGUCUAUUUAGGGAAUGAAACCUUAACCUUAUGGGGAAGAACAGAGGCAGUAAUCAAUAAUAGAAGUUCUGUUAACUUUGGAAAACGUUUAUAUCUGUGUCACGAGGAAGAAAGCAAAGAAGAAUUCAAAGAACAAGCUCUGAUCAAAGAUGUUUCUCUAGGUGCAAAAUCCUACCCUAAAAUGAAGGUAAGGAAGAAAUCAAAACUGCUCUCCGAGAUCAUUUUGACAGAUCCGCAACAACAUGACACAGUGGCAUCCAAUUAUAAGGCUGGAUUAUCCUCUAGAAAGGGUGCCUGCAAAAAAAGUAAGCCAAAGAAGUGUAAAAAGUUGUGUGUAAAGGAUGGUGGUGUUUCUAACUCAGCUACCGUUAAAAAUAAAGCAUCCAGUUCUGCAAAAAAUAGGUCUUUUGGUAAAUCAAAACCACUAAAAAAGAAGAGGCAACAAAAAGGUCGUUGCAGGUUACUUCUGCGAGGCUUGAAAAGGGGUGGUGGGAAACAGCCCUUGGAUGGAAAGUGGCCUGCUUAUGCUCCAAGAACAGUGUUGUCAUGGUUGAUUCAUUCCGGGACAAUUUCGACUAACGAAGUGAUCCAAUAUCGGGAAGGUCCACAAGGUUGUUUUGUUGUGAAAGAUGGCUCAAUUACUAGAGAAGGCAUAUUAUGCAAGUGUUGUGGUGAAGUGCUAUCUAUCUCCAAGUUCAAGAGUCACGCUGGUUGCAAGCUGAACCAUCCAAGUUUGAAUCUCUUCAUGGAAACUAGUAAUAAGCCAUUCAUCUUCUGUCAGCUUGAGGCAUGGUUAGCUGAAUACAAGGCUAAGAAACCAGAUCCUCAAGCAGCACAGCUUAAUGCAAUGGAUCAAAAUGAUGAUAGUUGUGGGCGUUGCGGUGAGGGUGGGGAGUUGAUAUGUUGUGAUAACUGUCCAUCUACAUUUCAUCAGGCAUGCUUGUAUGCACAGCUUGUCGUCUUGAAGUGUGAGGAUACACCUAACUAAACAUUUGACUUCACACUGGAAGCUACCUCUGCUAAUCUGAUCCUGUUCUUAGGAACCUUGAUGCUGCUUAUUUCUUAACUAAAUGCUUGUUUGAGGACUAUCUAACACACGAUGGCUAACAGAGAGAUAUUUCAACUUGGAACUUCCAGAAGGGAGUUGGUAUUGCUCACAAUGUGCAUGCCGAGAAUGCGGGGAUGUGGUAAAAAAUACUGAAGUUUCUGCAUUCACUAAUGCACACAAGUGUAUACAAUGCGAACAUCGAUACCAUGAGGCUUGCUUGAAGCAAAAAGGCAUGGAAUGUGGAGUUGCUUCUGAUCACUGGUCAUGUAGUGACCAAUGUGAGAAGGUUUACACCCAUCUUAAGUCUCUCAUUGGACUACCGAAUCAGCUAAGUGAUGGCUUCUCCUGGACACUUUUGAAGUGCAUCCCUCGUGACAAGAACAACCAUUCUGUCCAGCAGCUUCCUCCUUUUAAUGCAGAAUGCAACUCCAAGUUAGCAGUGGCUCUUACCAUUAUGGAGGAAAGUUUUCUUCCAAUGGUGGAUCCUAAAACGGGCAUAGAUAUGAUACCUCAAGUGAUCUAUAACCGGAGAUCACAUCUUGGGAGACUGGACUAUUGUGGAUUUUAUACUGCUGUUUUAGAAGAUGAUGACAUUAUCGUGUCAGUAGCCUCAAUUAGGAUCCAUGGGACUAAGGUAGCAGAGUUACCUUUAAUUGCAACUUGCACCAAAUACCGUCGCAAGGGAAUGUGUCGUCGGCUAAUGAAUUGCAUAGAGGAGAUGUUAAAAUCAUUGAAGGUUGCGAAACUAGUGCUUUCUGCAAUUCCCAGUUUAGUGGAUACAUGGACUAUGAGGUUCGGCUUUGAACCCUUUGAAGAGAAUGAUAAAAGAAGCUUGAGCGAUAUAAACAUGAUGGUGUUUCCUGGAUCUGUAUGGUUAAAGAAGUCACUGUAACAGGCUCCCAAGACGUGCAAAGGUGAGAUAUAUUCUCUUUCCCGGGCAUUCUCUUCAACACAUUCCUCUACUUGGAAAUUAUUGCAUUAAAAUCCCUUCCAGGAGAAUUGAAGAUAAUUGAAUUUAACCUUUUAGUGCGAUUUAGGCCAAGUACGUAGAAUGUUAAGAUCAUUUUUUCAUAGGAGCACAUACAAUGUUAGGAUCUGAAGUUCUAUUCUGAAAGGUUGACCUAAUAGAAGGACGAGUCCAAAUGUUUUGUUGCAUCUUUUUUAGCUCUGAUUUUAUAUGUUGUGGUUUAAGCCAAUUGUGUUGUAUGCCUAGUUGAGUGAAUUCAGGCCACUUUGUUGACCGGACAAUAAAAUGCUUGAAACAGGAAUAGAGGACUCAUCACCCUACUUUAGAGUGCUGAAAUUGAACUAAAGGCUGUGUGAUGGAGAGAGCUUUCAAACCAGACAAGCAGGCGCUGCCGAGGAUCUUCUUUUGGUGAAAGGCGAAAGGCUGCUGCACGUUGAAUUACCAAAUCACUCCACCGAAGACCUGACUUGUCACUGACCAGUUGUCAUGGAGGAAGCAAUUGUAUGUGCAAUGCAUGGAAAUAUUUGGAGAAGCAUUUCAUCUUAAUUAAAUUGUAGAAAGAACAUCAAUGAUAGGUUGAGGGCCUAUUCAGAUUUUUUUCCAUCAUAUGGGGGGAUCUAGGGGAGUCAAGUGCCAGCUUGUGAUCUCGGCAGGUAUUGUUAGAGCAUUUCCAGCAAUUAACUAAUUACCCUCAUAAUUUGGCUAGCCACAUAAACAUGUGCAGCAAAAUUAAAAUGUAUUACAAUGAUUAGCUAUAACGUUUUUCUAUUCAUUAUUAUUAAUAAUGUUAUAUUAAUAAUUCUCUUUGUUCAAG
Molecule: messenger RNA, 4038 nt
Organism: Cuscuta epithymum
Lineage: Eukaryota; Viridiplantae; Streptophyta; Magnoliopsida; Solanales; Convolvulaceae
Source: the annotation of a GenBank genome assembly